UUGCAGAGCUACAGGAAAAACUUUUGUGUGAUUUUUGUUUUUUUUUGUGCUUUUCAGGACUUGUGCAGCAGUCAUUAUGGUGCUAGCGCUUCUGUAUGGGCGCUACAAAAAACAUUAACAAAUUCUUCAAAAUGUAUUCAUAAGCUGCAUACGCUACCAUGCCAUAAUAUACUGACGAGUGGGUAUGCGCAGGAGCUGUACCAGUCGAAACGCGUUGCGCCAAGGAGCUGUGGUGGCUUGUUUGGCGCUCCGAUGCCCUACGAACAUAUUACAUCUGAACGGGAUGUCCGUGCACCGCAAGUUACGAACGAUAUGCUGAAGCGUCAUUACAGUGGUAAG
This is a messenger RNA of Gongylonema pulchrum, 339 nucleotides long. Lineage: Eukaryota; Metazoa; Nematoda; Chromadorea; Rhabditida; Gongylonematidae. The record is from the annotation of a GenBank genome assembly.